AACCGGACGGGUCCUUCCGCCGCUAGUGUACUUCGGUGUGGGUUUUUUUUUUUUUAACAACGCGUGCGUCCUCUGGUGUGCUGUCACCUGCCGUCAUUGUCACCAUGUCCCGCUGCCUCGUUUUGGCCCGGUUCGCUGUCACGUCUUUCUCAGCCAGAACCACUCGCAGGGUUCCGGCAUGCGUCCGCUGUCUCAGCGGUGGUUUCCCCCGGUCCAUCACACGGGACCCGCAGGUCGAACCGCAGCAGAGUUGGAAGAGCGGGCCCAUGUUGCGGCAUCCUCGGCGGGCCUUUCCUUGGCUCAAGCGGCAGUCUUACUACAGUACGCAGGAGGCAGAGAAGGAACCCGAGGAGGAGGCUUUGCACACCAUCAUCAGUGAUUCCGAGAGCGUCCAAGGCGACUUCUCCAAACAUGAAUUUCAGGCCGAGACCAAGAAGCUUCUGGACAUUGUCGCCAUGUCUCUGUACUCUGAGAAGGAGGUGUUCAUCAGGGAGCUCAUUUCCAACAGCAGCGACGCCCUGGAGAAACUGCGCCACAGGCUGAUGACCGGAGGCGGCCAGACGGCCCCCAUGGAGAUCCACCUGCAGACGGACGCUGCCAAGGGCACCUUCACCGUACAGGACACAGGAGUGGGGAUGAACCAAGACGAGCUGGUUGCAAACUUGGGAACCAUCGCCCGCUCGGGUUCAAAGGCCUUUUUGGACGCCCUUCAGAACCAGGCGGAGGCCAGCAGCACCAUCAUCGGGCAGUUCGGCGUCGGCUUCUACUCGGCCUUCAUGGUGGCCAACCGCGUGGACGUCUACUCGCGGUCCGCCGAGCCAGGCUCGCCCGCGUUCAAGUGGUCCUCUGACGGCUCGGGAGUGUUUGAGAUCGCCGAGGCCGGCGGCGUUCAACAGGGCACCAAGAUAGUGUUGCACCUCAAGGACGACUGCAAGGAGUUCGCCUCCGAGGACAGAGUGAAAGACGUCGUGACCAAGUACAGCAACUUUGUCAGCUUUCCCAUUUUCCUCAACGGUCGCAGGCUCAACACGCUGCAGGCCUUGUGGAUGACGGAGCCCAAAGAAAUCAGCGACUGGCAGCACGAGGAGUUUUACCGCUACGUGGCGCAGGCGUACGACAAGCCGCGCUACACGCUGCACUACCGCGCCGACGCCCCUCUCAACAUCCGCAGCAUCUUUUACGUCCCCGAAACGAAGCCGUCCAUGUUUGACGUGAGCAGGGAAAUGGGCUCCAGCGUGGCCCUCUACAGCAGGAAAGUUCUCAUCCAGACCAAAGCCACCGACAUCCUGCCCAAGUGGCUGCGCUUCCUCCGUGGUGUUGUGGACAGUGAAGACAUCCCGCUUAAUCUGAGCAGAGAGCUGCUGCAGGAGAGCGCCCUCAUUAGGAAGCUCCGUGACGUCCUGCAGCAGAGGGUGAUCCGCUUUCUGCUGGACCAGAGCAGAAAGGAACCGGAGAAGUACAACAAGUUCUUUGAGGACUUCGGACUCUUCAUGCGCGAGGGCAUCGUCACCACGCACGAGCAGGACGUCAAGGAGGACAUCGCCAAGCUGCUCCGCUACGAGUCGUCGGCGUUGCCGGCGGGCCAGCACACCAACCUGACGGAGUACGCGUCCCGCAUGAAGGCCGGCACUCGCAACAUCUACUACCUGUGCGCGCCCAACCGUCACCUGGCAGAACACUCGCCCUACUUUGAGGCCAUGAAGCAGAAAGACAUGGAGGUACUGUUUUGCUACGAGCAGUUUGACGAGUUGACCUUGCUCCACCUGAGGGAGUUUGACAAGAAGAAGCUCAUCUCCGUGGAGACGGAUAUCGUGGUGGACCACUACAAGGAGGAGAAGUUCGAGGACAGCAAACGCGCAUCUGAGCGUCUGACUCAGGAGCAGGCGGACGACCUGAUCGCGUGGAUGAAGAACGCCCUGGCCCCCCGCGUCACCAACGUCAAACUCACUCCUCGCUUGGACACGCAUCCCGCCAUGAUCACGGUGCUGGAAAUGGGCGCCGCGCGCCACUUCCUGCGGACGCAGCAGCUGGCUCGCAGCGCCGAGGAGAGAGCGCAGAUACUGCAGCCCACCCUGGAGAUCAACGCAGGACACGAUCUGAUCAAGAAGCUUCACGCGCUCAAGGACUCCAACGCCGAACUGGCCGCACUGCUGCUGGAACAGAUUUACGACAACGCCAUGAUCGCGGCGGGCUUGAACGACGACCCUCGGCCGAUGAUUUCCCGCCUCAACGACUUGCUGACAAAAGCUCUGGAAAAGUACUGAGCGCGCGAGUACUUUUCUCUGAAACCGUUCCCGUCUGAAGACGGCGAGACAAAAUGGCCGCAGCUCAAGCGGACAGAAGCCGACGUCCGCGCUUUCCGUUCCGGCGUCCCGGACGCCAUUUUGUGUCCAUUUCAGACCCUCUCCCCGCUUUUCGGGCCGCCGUCCC
Syngnathoides biaculeatus (alligator pipefish) is the source of this 2430-nucleotide messenger RNA. RefSeq names its product TNF receptor-associated protein 1 (gene trap1). Gene Ontology annotation, molecular function: protein kinase binding; ATP hydrolysis activity; ATP-dependent protein folding chaperone. Gene Ontology annotation, cellular component: mitochondrial inner membrane. The transcript has 19 exons. Lineage: Eukaryota; Metazoa; Chordata; Actinopteri; Syngnathiformes; Syngnathidae. The record is from RefSeq and is a predicted model, not a curated record. Bases 105 to 2264 code for a protein of 719 amino acids. Gene Ontology annotation, biological process: protein folding.